Molecule: messenger RNA, 5521 nt
Organism: Dinoponera quadriceps
Lineage: Eukaryota; Metazoa; Arthropoda; Insecta; Hymenoptera; Formicidae
Gene: fliI
Product: protein flightless-1
Exons: 22
Coding region: 342-4064 (1240 amino acids)
Biological process (GO): barbed-end actin filament capping; actin polymerization or depolymerization; myofibril assembly
Cellular component (GO): actin cytoskeleton; nucleus; cytoplasm
Molecular function (GO): actin filament binding; phosphatidylinositol-4,5-bisphosphate binding
Source: RefSeq, a predicted model, not a curated record
CUUGUAAACACCAUUGCCGUGCAACAUGGCCGCGCCCUCGUUACCAUUCGUGCAAUCCGGUGUCCGUUGUUCCGAGUCAUUCCGUCGUUUGUGAUGGUCGAUUGUUCGGUGUCCGGUCGGACGAGCGAGGAGGUGCGACUGACGGAGUGAAGCGCGAGACAGCCCGGCCAUUGUUGUCGCGUCCGAAGCGGCGAGAGAAGUUGCCGCGGCGCGACAAUCCGUCCGUCCGUCGAUGGACGCGGCGCACCGCGAUACAUCACUCGGCGCAACUGGUAUCCUGUGUCUCGGGCUAGCGCGUCGUCGCGCAUCGGUCGACGACGACGACGUCGUCGUCGAGUACAAUGGCGAACACCGGGGUCCUGCCGUUCGUGCGAGGCGUGGACUUCAGCAGCAACGACUUCGGCGAUGGCAAGUUUCCUGAAUCCGUGCGUCUUAUGACUGGGAUACAAUGGCUGAAAUUGGACAAGACAAAUUUGACCGAGAUUCCCGAGGAGAUGGGCAAGUUGUUGAAAUUGGAACAUCUGUCUCUUGUAAAAAACAAACUAGAAAGGCUGUACGGAGAAUUGACAGAAUUGGGAUGUCUCAGAACGUUAAACAUAAGGCAUAACAAUAUUAAGUCCAGUGGUAUUCCGGCAGAAUUGUUUCACUUAGAGGAAUUGACAACUUUAGAUUUAAGUCACAACAAUUUGAAGGAAGUACCUGAAGGCCUAGAGAGAGCACGUUCCUUGCUCAACCUUAACUUAAGCCAUAAUCAUAUUGAGACUAUACCAAAUACACUGUUCAUCCACUUGACAGACUUAUUGUUCUUGGAUCUUAGUAACAAUAAGUUGGAAACCGUGCCACCACAGACCCGUCGUUUGGCCAACUUACAGACUUUAAAUUUGAAUCACAAUCCCUUAGGCCACUUUCAGUUAAGACAAUUGCCAUCACUGAUGAAUCUGACUGCGCUGCAGAUGCGGGACACGCAACGAACGUUGAAUAAUAUACCUUCUAGUCUGGAAACCUUAACCAAUUUACAGGAACUCGAUUUAUCGCAGAACAAUUUGCCCCGAGUGCCUGACGCGCUUUAUUCCCUGUCGAACUUACGUCGUUUGAAUCUUAGCGACAAUCAGAUAACGGAACUAUCAAUGGCGAUCGAGCUAUGGACGAAAUUGGAGACUCUGAACGUGUCUCGAAAUAAAUUAAGUGCAAUACCAGCUUCUCUGUGCAAGAUUUCUACUUUAAGGAGAUUAUAUUUAAAUGAUAACGAAUUAGAUUUCGAGGGCAUACCUUCUGGGAUUGGAAAGUUAUCGUCGCUGCAGGUAUUCUCCGCUGCCAAUAAUCAUUUAGAAAUGAUACCAGAAGGGCUGUGCAGGUGCGGUGCGUUGAAACAAUUAAUAUUGACGUCGAAUCGUCUGAUCACUGUACCCGACGCCAUUCAUCUCCUCACCGACCUGGAACAGUUGGACUUGAGGGACAAUCCGAAUCUAGUGAUGCCGCCGAAACCGUUGGAAGUACAAAGAGGAUCGGGCAUCGAGUUCUACAACAUCGAUUUCUCGUUGCAGCAUCAGCUUCGUCUGGCCGGUGCUAAUGUGCCAGUUCCCGUUCAAGCCGCCAAUAGCAAAGAUCCGAUCGCGCGUAAAAUGCGUCUCCGGAGAAGGAGAGAUCAGGAGGAGGCUGAUCAGGACCAGGCUAAGAUACUUAAGGGAAUGAAGGACAUAGCGAAAGAGAAGAACAAGGAUAAAGAAUGCGAAGAGUCGAAAGCGGAAUCGUUGAAGCCCAAGCGAUGGGACGAGGCCUUGGAGAAACCACCGCUGGAUUACUCGGAGUUCUUCGACGAAGACGCCGGCCAAAUACCCGGGCUGUCGAUCUGGGAGAUCGAGAAUUUCCUGCCGAACGAGAUCGAGGAGGUGGCACACGGCAAAUUUUACGAGGGCGAUUGCUACAUCAUCCUCAAAACCGGGAUAGACGAGGGUGGAUCGUUGACCUGGGCGAUCUAUUUCUGGAUCGGAGAAAAGGCGACGUUGGACAAAAGAGCGUGUGCCGCGAUCCACGCAGUAAACCUGAGGAACUAUCUGGGCGCGCAGUGUCGGACGAUCAGAGAGGAGCAGGGAGACGAGUCGGACGAGUUUCUGAUGCUAUUCGACUCGGGCAUCACUUACAUCGAAGGCGGCCGCACGUCGUCCGGCUUCUACACGGUGGAGGACACACCGGCGAUUACUCGUUUGUACAGAGUGCACGCAGCGGGAGCCUCCAUACACCUGGAACCGGUUCCGAUCGGCUUCGAGUCUUUGGAUCCCGAUUAUGUGUUCGUUCUGGACACGGGUAACACGAUAUUCAUGUGGUACGGGAAGAAAGCGAAGAGCACGUUGAAGUCGAAGGCGCGAUUGAUGGCGGAGAAGAUCAACAAGAACGAACGGAAGAACAAGGCCGAGAUCAUAACGGAAGUCAUGAAUGCGGAGUCCGAGGAUUUCCUCCUCCGCUUAGGUCUGGAGGAGGACGAACAAAAAGAUCGGCACAUUGUCGAACACGUGGAUCCAAAUUUCAUGCCUCUUGUGCCCAGAUUGUACCAAGUUCAGCUCGGGAUGGGCUACUUGGAACUACCCCAAGUUGAGGUUCCUCACAGCAAGUUAACAAAUACUUUGCUAAACAACCGCAACGUGUAUAUAUUAGAUUGCUAUCUGGAUGUGUAUGUUUGGUUUGGCAAGAAGUCAACGAGACUGGUGCGCGCCGCUGCUGUGAAACUGUCUCAAGAAUUAUUCAACAUGAUAGAAAGGCCGGAAUACGCGAUGAUAACGCGAUUGCAAGAAGGCACAGAGUCUCAGAUCUUCAAAUCGAAAUUCACCGGAUGGGACGAAGUGAUCGCCGUAGACUUCACCAGAACGGCCGAGUCGGUCGCUAAGACCGGGGCGGAUCUUACCAAGUGGGCUAAGCAACAGGAAGCGAAGGCUGACCUGGCCGCUUUAUUUAUGCCGCGGCAACCGCUGAUGUCGGCUGCCGAGGCGCACCAGCUCAUGACGGAAUGGAACGACGAUCUGGAGGGAAUGGAAGCGUUGGUGUUGGAAGGGAAGAAAUUCGUGCGGCUGCCCGAGGAGGAGCUGGGACAUUUUUACAGCGCGGAUUGUUACGUGUUCCUGUGCCGGUGCUGGAUGCCGUUAGACAUAGCGGAGAACGAAGAUGGCGACGAACAAUACGAGGACGAUUAUCAAUGUACGGUGUACUUCUGGCAAGGUAGAGACGCAGGGAACAUGGGAUGGCUGACUUUUACGUUCAGCCUGCAGAAGAAGUUUAAGUCGUUGUUUGGCGAAAAUCUGGAAGUCGUGAGAACGCAUCAGCAGCAGGAGAAUUUGAAAUUCAUGAGCUACUUCAAACGAAAGUUCAUCAUUCACCAAGGCAAGCGUAAGCAGCCGAAGGUCGCCGGCAGCAACAAAGUGGAGUUUUAUCAUCUACGAAGUAACGGCAGCGCCUUGUGUACUCGUCUUAUUCAGAUACCGGCGGACUCGACCUUAUUGAAUUCUGCUUUCUGUUACCUCUUAAAUGUGCCAUUCAACAAUGACGACGGUACUGGCAUUGUGUACGCGUGGAUCGGCUCGAAAUCUGAUCCCGAGGACGCGCGUUUGGUUUCGGAAGUUGCGGAAGAGAUGUUUAACACCCCAUGGAUAAGCUUGCAAGUGCUGAAUGAAGGCGAGGAGCCCGAUAAUUUCUUCUGGGUGGCACUUGGAGGGAAAAAGCCAUACGACAUCGACGCGGAAUACAUGAAUUACACGAGACUAUUCAGAUGUUCCAAUGAGAAGGGAUACUUCACGAUCAGCGAGAAAUGCACCGAUUUCUGCCAGGACGAUUUAGCAGACGACGAUAUCAUGAUCCUUGAUAAUGGAGAGCAGGUGUUCCUCUGGUUAGGCACUCGUUGCUCCGAGGUGGAGAUCAAAUUGGCCUAUAAAUCAGCUCAGGUGUAUAUCCAACACUUGCGCGUGAAGCAACCCGAGAAGCCUCGUAAGUUAUUCUUGACUGCUAAAGGUAAGGAAUCUAGGAGAUUCACAAAAUGCUUUCACGGUUGGGGUUCACACAAGAGGCCGCCGCAGUAGAAACGAGUCAGUUGUCACAUAUACGCUUAUUAUAUGUACGAGAAGUAGUUUUACACGCAGACAGGACAAACGCAACAUUCUUACCGUAGGUUUGUAACGUGUCACGAUCUUGUUUAUCUCUCUCUUUGUUACUCAUGCUUUACAUAUCGGAAGAAGUCAAUCCGCCGCAAUAAUCUCUGUGAAUCGUUGUGCAUUUUUGAGAAACGUUUUUUACAAUCACAGACGUGAAGAUACAGACUGAAAAAACGCUCUCACAUGACUAAACGACACAUCGAGAGGCAAAUUCUCAUUGUUUCUGAGAUAAUUUAAAAACUUCUCAUAUUUUUUACGUUAACGAGAGAUUUCCGCACUUCUUUAAUUAUACAAUUAAGGCAUGAAAUAUCUUGAGAUAUCCAAUAUUCUUUAAAAGUUAAUUUUGACUCUGUGUCGUUAAUAUCCGGCUGUCGGGACGUUUACCGUAAUGUCGACUUCAUUGUUCCUACGAAAGCGUACAGUUCAUGUGUCUUCAAGUCUACAGACCCAUUCAAAGAGGCGAUAAUUGCUCAGCAAAUAACGAUAUAUUUAAUACAUAGAGCCUCUUCGUGAUUUCUUUUUGUUCUUGGCUUACUAAGUAAUUCUUCGCGGAGGGUACUCUUUUGAGCAUUUGUUACCACGCAUUAGGGCUUCCACGAGUAUUCGAAUAUCUGAUAUUAUCCGGAUAUCCCGAUAAUCGGUUCCAACCAGGAAAUUCAAAACCGCACUGUUCGGGUGAUCCGGAUAAUCCAAGCUAUGCGGAUUUGAUUAAGUCAGAUUAAGUCACUGAAUUGAUGCUGAAAAAUAUUGAUUUAAUGACUGUCAAAUCUUCGAAAGGGAUCUGGUUUAUCGCGAAUCUGUCCGGCAUCCGAAUCCGGGUCCGACGUUUCGACUGUUAGGGACUGUCUUGGGGAACCUGAAUCUCCGGAUAGCCCGAAUUUCAAGUGUCAGUCGGACAUCCAGACAGUGUUUUCGAAUGAACCUUGAAGUUCUAUCACGUAUCAGUCUGUUCAAUACACAUCGUGCUUGUGUUGAUUUUAGACAAAUAUCCAACGAGAUUUUCUGUGAUGCGUUUCUUUUUUUUUUCUACUAUACUUUCAAGUCACGCGAUACUAAAAAAAAGGAGACUUGUUUGCUUGAUAAUUGUAAUUCUUGUCCUGCGUAUUCAACGAGACUUAUUUAUUUAUGCACACGCUUUCGUAUUUAUGAAUUUUCGUACCGACUAGACUUGCGUACUUGUUUUUACCUCUUGCAUCUUGGCGAAGAUUUUUCGAAUAAUAUGCAACUGUACAUUUUUAAAUCGUUCGAUAAAUUGUGAUAACAAAUUUUUACCAUGGAAUUGUAAUAUUAAUGAUAGUUUUCUUCUGAAAGUGUCGGUUUUCCGUGUAAGGGAGACACAUCUAUUUGUAUAGUUCCGAAAGAAUUAAAAUAGACCUUUAUGUUUC